GCGGGAGCGAUUUGAGGCUCGAAACCAAAGAUGCGCGUUCUCGUUAAUAAACUUCUGACGCCUUCAUCCGGGAAUCUGGUACGAACUCGCUCUCCAACAUGGCGGCGGCAGCUAAGAAAAAGGGGAAUAAGAAGGGGAAGACUCUGACCCUCACUGACUUCCUCGCAGAGGACAGUGGGAGUGGGGGCAACGCUCCACCACCGCAACCCAGCUACGCCAAGUCCACCAGCUGGGCUGAUGAGACCGAUGACCUGGAAGGAGAUGUGUCCACCUCCUGGCACACAGGGGAGGACAGUUACCGGGCCCCUGCAAUAGACCGUAACAUCCUGCCCACAGCGCCACGGUCGGCCCGUGAGCCCAAUGUGGACCGCUCACGCCUCCCCCGCAGCCCCCCCUACACAGCCUUCCUGGGCAACCUGCCCUACGACGUCUCAGAGGAAUCUAUCAAGGACUUCUUCCGGGGCCUAGCGAUCAGUGCGGUGCGCUUGCCACGGGAGCCCAGUAACCCAGAGAGGCUGAAGGGCUUUGGCUACGCAGAGUUUGAUGACGUGGACUCCCUCUUGAGGGCGCUGACUCUCAACGAGGAGAACCUGGGAAACCGCAGGAUCCGGGUGGAUAUUGCAGAUCAGUCCAAUGACAAGGAGGGGAGAGACAAUGGUCAGAUGGGUGGACGAGACCGGAUGGGCCGCAUGGGAGACAUGGCAGGCCCCGACAAGACAGACAGUGAUGACUGGAGGGCCCGGCCCACUGCAGACGCCGAUGAUGGACCCCCAAAGAGAGAGGAAUCCGCCUUUGGGUCACGCGACCGCUACGGAGACCGUGACGGGCUGCGAAGGGACAACGACCGCGGCUUCGGCGACCGUGGCGGCGACCGGGACCGCGGCUUUGGCGGCAGAGACCGCUAUGACGACCGGGGAGCCUUUGGCUCCCGCAGGGAUAGGGAUGACGGAGGGCGACGUGCCUUCGGCAGUGGGUACCGCCGUGACGAUGACGAUCAGAGUGGCGGAGGUGGUGUUAGCCGCUAUGGGGCCCGGGAUCGCUACGGCGGAGACCGGGAGGGCCGGUACGAGAGGCAGGACGAAGGGCGCGAGGAGAGAGGUGGUCCCACCGAGAGGCCCAAGCUGGUCCUGAAGCCGCGCAGCAUGGCCAAGGAGGAGCAGCAGGCCGUCAGCGGUGGGGCUCCCCCAGCUGCUCCGGCAGCCGCCCGCAGCUCUGGUCGAGCCUCCAUCUUUGGAGCGGCCAAGCCCGUGGACACAGCGGCUAAGGAGCGGGAGGUAGAGGAGAAGCUCCAGAGGCAGCUGGAAGAGGACCAGUCCAAGGGCUUCGAUAGGAAACCUCGCGACAGAGACAGGGAUCCAAGCUGGAGGAAUGAGGAGCCACCUUCGGAGUGGUCCCGCACAGGAAGUGAGUCAUCACAUCCCGGAAGUACCUCUGGAGGGAGAGCCUCACGGCGCAGAGAGAGCGAGCGCUCAGUGGAGAAUGAAGUAUUCAGCGGUAAGGAGGACGACCCUCCCUCUCCUGUGGCUCGCCCCUCUUCUGCCAACUCUUCCACCUUCUCAUCCAAGGAGCCCCUCAAGGUGAUGCCUGCACCGCCACCUAAGGAUAAUGUCUGGGCCAAGCGGCCUGCAUUGAGUACCGGGUCCAGCGAGGGAUGCGCCCCUAUCUCUACCAGUGACACGGCACCUCCCAAACUGAGAAAUUCAGCUCAGCCAGUAAAUACGCUGCUCUGCUAAUGGACAGAGAGCAAGGAGAUGACGCAGAGAAUGGUGUGGAAUAAAACCAGAAGGGGAGAAAGAAGAGGAAAUCCAGAAUAUCACAUUAAAUAUGAACAUCUCCUCACCUGGAGUAGAGGCAUCUGGGAAAGUCAUCACUCCUUCGUUCUUUACUCAAACCCAUCCCAGACCCCUUCCCUACCCCCCCUCUACAGGACUUGUCAGUUUCUAAAAAGAGUAGUCACAUACUGGACUUGUUUUAAAUGGAAAAGGUAAGGGGAGUAGUCGACACUCAAGAAAAGAGCAUUUAAUUUAAAAUUAAUUGUAAUAAAUAAAUAAAGUGGUGUAAAAAUGAUUGCUUAUGUUUAUGGUAUUCGUUGGGUUCCAUCCCUCUCCCCAGUGGAAUAGGAAGAAGUUUGUUACUGGAUCCUGACUUUCCAGGCUGACCUACCUGACCUUGUGUGCAGUAAAAAAGCCAGUAUUUAUUUAACUGACAGAAAAGGAUAAAGGUACAGUGCCUUUGGAAAGUAAUCAGACCCCUUCACUUUUUCCACAUUUUGUUACGUUGCAGCCUUAUUCUAAAAUUGAUUAAAUAAAUAAAGUCCUCAGCUAUCUACACUAGCCCACAAUGAAAAUUCAAAAACAGGUUUUUAGGAAUCUUUGCGUAUUUGUAUUUAUUAAAAAUAAAAACCAUACCUUAUUUACAUAAGUAUUCAGACCCUUUGCUGUGAGACUUGAAAUUGAGCUCAGGUGCAUCCUGUUUCCAUUGAUCAUCCUUCAUGUUUAUACAACUUGAUUUAGAGUUCACCUGUGGAAAAAUUCUAAUGAUUGGACAUGAUUUGGAAAGGCACACACCUGUCUAUAUAAAGCUCCCACAGUGGACAGUGCAUGUCAGAACAAAAACCAAGCCAUGAGGUCAAAGGAAUUGUCCAUAUAGCUCAGACAGGAUUGUUUCAAGGAACAGAUCUGGGGAAGGGUACCAAAAAAUAUCUGCAGCAUUGAUGGUCCCCAAGAACACAGUGGCCUCCAUCAUUCUUAAAUGGAAGACAUUUGGAAUCACCGAGACUUCCUAGAGCAGGCUACCUGGCCAAAUUGAGUAGCCUUGGCCAGAGAGGUGACCAAGAACCUGAUGGUCACUCUUGACAGAGCUCCAGAGUUCCUCUGUGGAGAUGGGAGAACCUUCCAUGAGGCCAACCAUCUCUGCAGCACUCUACCAAUCAGGCCUUUAUGUUAGUGGCCAGCCAAAAGCCACUCAAUAAAAGGCACAUGACAGCCUUCUUGGAGUUUGCCAAAAGGCACCUAAAAACAAGUUUCUCUGGUCUGAUGAAACCAAGAUUGAACUGUUUUGCCUGAAUGCCAAGUGUCACGUCUGGAGGAAACCUGGAACCAUCCCUACGGUGAAGCGUGGUGGCUGUGGGGAUGUUUUUCAACUGGGAGGCUAGUGAAGAUGGAGCGAAAGAUGAACGGAGCAAAGUACAGAGAUCCUUGAUGAAAAGCUGCUCAGGACAUCAGACUGGGGCGAAGGUUCACCUUCCAACAGAACAACGACCCUAAGCACACAGCCAAGACAACGCAGGAGUGGCUUCAGGACAAGUCUCAAUGUCCUUGAGAAGCCCAGCCAGAGCAUGGACUUGACUUGUAGCGUCAUAUCCAGGAAGACUUCAAGGCUGUAAUCGCUGCCAAAGGUGCUUCAACAAAGUACUGGGAAAAGAUCAGAAUAUUUAUGUCAAUUGGGGGGGGGGGGGGGCGGGCAAUUUAAUACAUUUUAGAAUAAACUCAUUUAACAAUGUGGGGGGAAAAUCUAGCUCUGAGUACUUCCCGAUUGCACUGUAUAUAUUGUCACAGAGUACCCUCAUUGGUCCAGCCAACACUAACGAUGACAGGGUUCUCAAUGGGUGUGCCUGUUUUGCACAGCUAGCUCAUGGUGAACCACGAAAGCGGCAAAGGAGGAGUGUGCUGUUGUAUUUGAGUACUGUAGAGCCUAGGAGCUGUGAAUGUCAUCAUUAAGUAAAGCGUGACAGGAGAAAUUCAGACUGAUCCAAAUAUGAAGAAUAGUUUUUCAGACGGCACCAUGACACUGCCAUUUUCCUCAUUGUUGAUCAAUUAUCAGAAGUUCUCCACCACCUGCAAUUUUGUUUUUGACCCGUCUGUUUGGAGUGGGGUGUUCGGCGUUUGCCACUGGGCUCCUAAAUUGCAAUUCGAGUGCGAACUCCGGCCACCCGGCCAAUAACCAGGUGUCUCCCGCAAAACAAGCGCCCCCCAAUGAAAAUCUAGCAUUGCUAUGGGGAAAUGUGAUGUCCAAGGAUGCUACUACAAGUGUAACAUAGCUAACUUUAGCAUGCAAUGCUACUAAUCUGUUGAUGUAUUGGGAAGGUGUUUCCAUGGUAGUGUUUUUGAGAAGUAGCUUUUAUAAUUCUUAUUCAUAAAGGGGUUUGAUUUCUGAGGUUGUAUGCAUAGGCUUUGGGGAGAAUACUUGUUUAAUCCCUUUGGAAAAAGGCCCGUACUGACUGUCCAUGAGGAAUGACAAUUAAUUAUUGUCUUCGCAGUGUAAUGGAAACCUUAACUUGCAAUCUUUGAGCCUUUUUAACUUAACUACUUGGAAUAAUACAUUUUCUGAAAAUGUUAUUUGAGCUUUUGCUUAUACCAGAGUUGAUGUGGUGUGAAGGUUUUCAUAUAAACUGCAUCCUAAUUCCCAAUUUAAUCAGAUAAAUGAAUAUUUCUCCCAUAUUUUGAUAAGUUUCCAUGUAACUCAAAGCUGUGAAGAUGCGUGCACAUCACUUAUUCAACAGGGAUCUUUAGGUGGGUCUUAAUCCUGACAGAAUUUGGCAGCCAACGGCAACAAUGACUCACUGAACCGAACUAAAUCUCGUCACCGUUAUCCCCUAUCACAGUGCAGAUGUUUGUUUUUCAACACAGUGAUGCAAUAAUGACAUCAAUUAAAUGCCAUCAAGUUAAACACAUUUCGUCCAGCUGUUGCUCAAGACAGGAUUUAAGGAUUACUCUGAGAUGACAUUUUCUCAUUUUGAAGUGAUUGAUUAAUUGGGCCUAUGCAUGACAGUACAUAUGUGGAGAUGUAUUUACAGUACAUCUGGUGGAUGUACUUAAUUGAUACUUAAAAUACUUAAAUACUCAAUACUUAAUUGUGUUGACAUGUACAUUGGGGGUGUUUUUUUUUAUUACAUGAAAUUAGCUUUAAAACUGCAACAUUUUCUAGCAGGAAACUAGCUUGGGAUUCUUGAUAGUCGGGACAAUCCUUGUCUGGCAGGGAAACUUUAUAUAUAGUUGUUAUUUGAGAUUAACAUUUACUUUCAGGGAAAUUUUGUUUUGGAAUUUUCAAAAAUAUUUUCUAUAAAUUAUAUUCUAUUUUUGGGUCUACAGUGCAUUCAGAAAGUAUUCAGACCCCUUGACUACGUUACAGCCUUAUUCUAAAAUUGAUAAGUUGUUUUCCCCCAAAAUCAAUCUACACACAAUACCACAUAAUGACAAAGCAAAAACACAUUUACAAAUGGUUGUAUAAUUCAGACCCUUUACUCUGUACUUUUGUUGAAGCACCUUUUGGCAGCGAUUACCCCCUCGAGUCUUCUUGGGUAUGACACUACAAGCUUUCCACACCUGUAUUUGGGGAGUUUCGCCUAUUCUCUAAAGAUCCUCUCAAGCUCUGUCAGGUUGGAUGGGGAGCGUUGCUACACAGCUAUUUUCAGGUCUCUCCAGAGAUUUUUGAUCGGGUUCAAGUCAGGGCUCUGGCUGGGGCACUUAAGGGCAUGCAGAGACUUGUCCUCAAGCCACUCCUGCAUUGUCCACGCUUCACCAUAGGGAUUGUGCCAGGUUUCCUCCAGAUGUGACGCUUGGCAUUCAAGCCAAAGAGUCUAAUCUUUGUUUCAACAGACCAGAGAAUCUUGUUUCUCAUGGUCUGAGAGUCUUUAGGUGCCUUUUGGCAAACUCCAAGUGGGCUGUAAUGGGCCUUUUCCUGAGGAAUGACUUCCGUCUGACCACUCUACCAUAAAGGCCUGAUUUGGUGUAGUGUUGCAGAGAUGGUUGUACUAAUGGAAGGUUCUCCCCUCAACAUAGAGGAACUCUGGAGCUCUGUCAGUGACCAUUGGGUUCUUGGUCACCUCCCUGACUAAGGCCCUUCUCCUGAUUGCUCAGUUUGGACAGGCGGCCAGCUCUAGGAAGAGUCUUGGUGGUUCCAAACUUCUUCCAGUUAAGAAUGAUGGAGGUCACUGUGUUUUUGGAGACAUUCAAGGCUGCAGAAAUGUUUUUGUACCCUUCCACAGAUCUGUGCCUCGACACAAUCCUGUCUCGGAGCUCUAUGGACAUUUCCUUUGACCUCAUGGCUUGGUUUUUGCUCUGAGAUGCACUGUCAACUGUGGGACCUUUUUUAUAUAGACGUGUGUGCCUUUCCAAAUCAUGUCCAAUCAAUUCAAUUUACCCAAGGUGGACUCCAAUGAAGUUGUAGAAACAUCAAGGAUGAUCAAUGGAAACAGGAUGCGUCUGAACUCAAUUUCAGCAAAGGGUCUGACUACUUAUGUAAAUAAUGUAUUACUGUUUUUUAUUUAAUACUUUUGCAAACAUUUCUAAACCCCUGUUUUUGAUUUGUCAUUAUGGUGUAUUGUUUGUAGAUUGAGGAAAAACAAUAUUUUAAUCAUUCUAGAAUAAGUUAAAAAAAAUUGGAAAAAGUGAAAGUCUGAAUACUUUCCAAAAGCACUGUAUGCCUGGAAAUGCCCUUGUACUGAGCAAAGGAUCCCAAUUUGAAGCUCUCCAAAAAGUGUCAAAUUCAAAAAACAGGUAAUCAUGGAUAUUAAUUGGCCUACACACAACCCCAUAAUGUCUAAUUGUAUUACAAAUACAUCAAAUUAAGAAUUCAACACUUUUAUGGCAAGCCUAAAUAAAUUCAGGAGUAAAAAUCUACUCAAGUCUCAUAGGUUGCAUGCACUCAACUCUGUGUAGUAAUAGUGACUGACUCAUCUCUGUACCCCCCCCCCCCCUUCAAACACAGAACCACAAAAAGCAGGUUUUCCACUGCCUUGCAAAGAAGGCACCAAGAUGUAAUAUUUUAACCAAAAUUCAUAUUCUAUUUAAUUAGGUUUUAGUCGUAAAAUAACUGAGGAAAAACAACAUUGCUUCUGUAUAUACAACUUGAAUAAAGAAAAUUUCAAAUUGUCAACUCUGUAAAACAUGAACUCUCU
Molecule: messenger RNA, 6898 nt
Organism: Oncorhynchus kisutch (coho salmon)
Lineage: Eukaryota; Metazoa; Chordata; Actinopteri; Salmoniformes; Salmonidae
Product: eukaryotic translation initiation factor 4B
Exons: 12
Coding region: 99-1733 (544 amino acids)
Molecular function (GO): RNA binding
Source: RefSeq, a predicted model, not a curated record